GACUGCAAACAUUCUUCAUUAAACAGAUUUUAUUCUUCAAAUAUUCUUCAUUAAAAAAGGCUUUCGCAUGCAUCGGUGUGAAAUAUAAUGUUUUUGAUUGCAAAUUUGAAGCUUUAAUUAAGCACUUAAUACAUAGUUAUAGACCUUUAUAGAAAAGAAUAAUGAAUAAUAAUGCACAUUUAAACCAUUCAUAAUUAUGAAGACUAAAUAUAGCCAUGCAUCUAGGCCUUUAAACAUAAGAGAUCAUGAAGAAAUAUUAUUCAAAGAUCUCAAUCUUUCUUAUAAUAUAUAAGCUCAUCAACGUUUCAUGGUUUUCACUAUCAUAUACAACUACAAUCAUAUGUCAUCAGUCUUCUGCUCCUUUUUAUUUUUCCUGUUAACAAUGAAAUUGCAGAGACAUCUUUUCUCAUCUAUCAUUAUCUUUUUCUCUUUGUUCUCAACUUAUUACCUUGGAGAAGUAUCUGGUUAUAAUGCUCAAGCUCAUGCAAAUCCUUCAUAUUUCAGCUCCAUCUGGGACGGCAAGUUAAAGGGGUUUUUCAAGCAGACAACUCGGGGUCUUACAUUGCACAGGUUUGAUGAUAAUAGGGAAAAUUUCUCUUCAUUGCCUGCAGGUGGAGGACCUACAUCUAAAACAGUUAGUGUCGAUGAUUUUGGAGCUAAAGGUGAUGGAACUGAUGACACUGAGGCAUUUGAGAAGGCUUGGGAGCAAGUGUGUUCUUCUCCAGACGGAGUAACUUUUGUAGUGCCUAAAGGAAAGAGCUACCGUCUUAAGCCAGUUAGAUUCACUGGUCCUUGCAAAUCCAAUCUUAGAGUAGAGAUAUAUGGAACCAUAGAAGCAUCUGAUGAUCAAUCAGACUACAAUGAAGAUUCCAGGCAUUGGCUUGUCUUUGAUAGUGUUGAGAAUUUAGUAGUGGAAGGUGGCGGAACUAUUAACGGCAAUGGCCAGAUAUGGUGGGAGAAUUCAUGCAAAAGAAAAAAAGAUAAACCCUGCAAGGGAGCCCCAACGGCUCUGACCUUUUACGAGAACCAGCAUUUGGUGGUGAACAACUUGAAGAUCCAAGAUGCGCAGCAAAUACAUGUUUCUUUUGACAAAUGUGUGGAUGUUCAAGCUUCCAAUCUGGUAGUGACCGCACCAGGAGAUAGCCCCAAUACUGAUGGAAUUCAUGUCACCAAGACCCAAAACAUCCUCAUUGAAAGCAGUACUAUUGGAACUGGUGAUGAUUGUAUCUCCAUUGUAAAUGGAUCCCAGAAGGUUCAAGUCCACGACAUUACUUGUGGUCCUGGUCAUGGAAUCAGUAUUGGGAGCUUAGGGGAAAAUGGUUCAAGAGAAUAUGUUUCGGGAGUAAUUGUAAAUGGAGCUAAGAUUUCUGGAACCUCAAAUGGAGUGAGGAUCAAGACAUGGCAGGGAGGGUCUGGCUCUGCAAACAAUAUCAGAUUUGUGAAUGUGGAAAUGAAUAAUGUGACUAACCCAAUUAUAAUAGACCAAAACUACUGUGACCAGGACGAACCCUGCAAAGAACAACCAUCAGCAGUCCAAGUGCAAAAUGUGGUUUACCAAAAUAUUCAUGGAACUAGUGCUUCGGAUGUCGCCAUAGAUUUUGAUUGUAGCAAGAGCCAUCCAUGUCAGGGGAUCACAUUGCAAAAUGUUAACCUUAAAGGAGAAGAAAAUGAAGCAACCACUGCAACAUGCAACGAUGUUCAAACCAUAACAAUAGGCAACGUUUAUCCAGCUUGUUCCUCAAAACAAAUAAACAUAAAAGCCUGAAUCAGGAAAGUGAAGAUGACUCAGCACGAGUUCUAAAUAAUAUAGUUUGAUGAGAUUAUUUUUUUUUUUUUCUAAAUCUAGAAAAGAAUUACAUGUGUACAUUUCACAUUGAAACGCUAUUGGGAAAUGGAGUUCGAAAAUAUAAUGAUCGAAAUAGUCCGAAUAGAACACA
This is a messenger RNA of Durio zibethinus, 1937 nucleotides long. Its product is annotated as polygalacturonase-like. The record is from RefSeq and is a predicted model, not a curated record. NCBI's taxonomy places the organism in Eukaryota, Viridiplantae, Streptophyta, Magnoliopsida, Malvales, Malvaceae. Gene Ontology annotation, biological process: carbohydrate metabolic process. Gene Ontology annotation, molecular function: polygalacturonase activity.